UAACACUUCAUUUUAAUGUAGGAUUAUUAGCUAUUAAUGAAUGAACCUUUGAGUGAAAACAAGGAUAGUAAUAUGUGUACAAGGAAUCUAUAUUGUAAGGAAGGCAAGCCAUGUUUUAACCAGAGAGGAGUGUGCUGUCCUCAAUAACUGACUGAAUGCUGCUACACAGCUAGCCAACCAGGAAAGAAAACUCCGUCCACAAGUUUAACGAUGGAUUACGCCUUCCUGCCUCGGUCCGUGUGGACCGUUGACAGCAGAAUCGUGCAGCAUCCAGCUGAGCUCCACACCAGCGUGGUGGUGACGCGCAGCAUCCCCGCAGGAACCUGCUUCGGUCCGUGUAUUCUCCAACACACUUUUUACGACACCAUUGCCUUUAUUGCGCAGAAAUCCAGCGACAGGAAAGCCAAAUCGUGCAUCUUUAGCGUGGACCCAGAGGCCAUGCGUAAUUCGGCACUGGUGCUGUCUUGGCUGAGACUGGUGCAGGCUGCACGCAAUAAAGAGGAGCAAAACACCGAAGCCUUCCUCCAAGGAGGUCAGCUCUGUGUGAGGACCACCAGAGACGUCCAACAGGAGGAGGAACUCCUGGUGUGGUACGACCAGGAGCUUUGUCACCUUCUGGGCUUCACGGACAUGAGCAGAGGCACCAGUAAAGAGUUGAAAUGUCCUCGGUGUGAGCAGGUCUUCAAGAACGAAUAUCCAUUCCUGGCUCAUUGCCGCUUCUUGUGCGGCCAAAUGAAGAGCGUUUCCGAACACAAGAGGCCGCAUGGCAUCACAGAUUUUCACAACAUCGCCAGAGAUUUGGAAGACAAACCACCCGACAGCGGCGGUGACGCAGACAUCCCGGCUUUGAAACGGAAAUACCAGGAGAGUCUUCCCGUCAAAGUGCGGAAAACUGUCUUGUUGGAAAAAAUCAACAUUUCAAAUGACGCUAACAUCACGCAGUUGGGGAGAAGCCAGGAUGAGGCUGGAGGAGAUGUAUCCGACUCGGACUUCAAAAUAAAAGCGGAUGUGACCAAGCUGGAUGGUUCAGGUUGUAAAAAUGGGAUUUUGGGAGAAGCGAUGGACGCCAAAGGGACUUUGCUUGCGGACUCCGAGACAGGGCAGAGUUCCGGUUUGCGCUCGAGCAGUAGUGCUUUUUCAUUGGUCCAGUCAAACAGUCGGGAACAGAAAAGUGCUUUUUGUAAACCCAGUAAAAGGAUCACAGCGGGAAUACCGCAUCAUAACAUAACAACAGCGCCCUCUAUCAGUGUGGAGGACAUGAACGAGGUCUUCACCACCGGGACCGUAUCAGGAUACAACACGCUUAUGGCGCCCGGCAUACAGACCUUGCCGUCGCUCUUCCACUACACACCCGAACACUGGUCCAGAACCUCUCAGCUCCGAUCCAACGCCGCUCUCACCGUCCUCCCUCCCACCUUCACGUCAUUCGGCGUCUCGGUGCAGAACUGGUGCGCCAAGUGUAACUUAUCUUUCCGUAUGACCUCCGACCUCGUCUUCCACAUGCGCUCACACCACAAGAAGGAGUUUGCCGCCGAGUCGCAGGUGAGGAGGAGGCGUGAGGAGAAGCUGACCUGUCCGAUCUGUCACGAAUACUUCAGAGAGCGCCAUCAUCUGUCCAGACACAUGACGUCACAUAACUGAUGGCUUCUGUAUUUAAUUAAGGCUUAGAUCCUGGAUUCAACAGUGAAUGUAGUAGCUGUUAUAAAAUAGCAACACAGCUUGUCCACUAGAGGGCGGCAGAGGUACGUGGCCUCUCUGUCCUUCAGGCCUAUGUGUGUAUGUGUGUGUGUGUUGUUGUUUUUUGUGCCUUAAGGACCUCAGGGUGGUGGAAAAUAGAUAAAGAGAUGUUGAGGACAGCUCCUGAUUGUCACGCACGUCUGGAAGCCAUCUUUUUAUUUAUCAUCUUUUACUGUGCAUGGCCACGGAGUGUGUUUGCACGUUUACAUUUACAACUUUCAUUCAUUCAUUCAUUUUCUACCGCUUUUUCCUCACAAGGGUCGCGGGGGGUGUCAGCGGAAACUGCAGUAAUUCUACACUUGAUCAAACUUUAACGAAAGAUUUUUCAGAUCAGAACCCAAUCACUGCAUGUGACUUCCUGAAUCUGCACUCUAAGCAUCAUGGGAAAUGUUGUUCUUUCAGCACUGAAUUUGCCAUAUCAAGCCGUAGGGUUUGAAUCCUACAGCACGUAGCGACUUGUAGUUCUACCGCUUAUCCUAACAAGGGUCGCGGGGGUGCUGUAGCCUAUCGAGAGGCGGGGUACACCCUGGACUGGUCGCCAGCCAAUCACAGGGCACAUAUAGACAAACAACCAUUCACACUCACAUUCAUACCUAUGGACAAUUUGGAGUGGCUAAUUAACCUAGCAUGUUUUUGGAAUGUGGGAGGAAACCGGAGUACCUGGAGAAAACCCACGCAUGCACGGGGAGAACAUGCAAACCGAGGGUGGAAUUGAACCCCGGUCUCCUAGCUGUGAGGUCUGUGUGCUAACCACUAGACCGCCGUGCCGCCACCUUUUACGACUUGUGAACAGGAAAUAUGAUUUUUUUUUUGUUUCCUGUUAUCAUUUGAAACACCAUGAUGAAAAAUCAGACAACAAUCCCAAGCAAACCCAUUGUUCUCGAUAUUGAGUCAAUUUUUGUAUAAUUUGGUUUUGGCCCAAAUUUUUGUACGCUGUUUUGGAUAUUGUACAAUAUUAGGAGUAACAAACUAGCCAGUUUCCUCUGUAUUGCAUCAUUCUGCAGAAUAGCGUACCCGAACCAGAACCCUUUUCUCACUGCAUUUUAUUUAUUGAGUAACCGUUAAAUAAUAAUCUGCCAUGGGGCCAAAGAAAGAUACAAGUGCCAGCAAUUUGCUAAAGAAAACGAGAAACUAUUCAAUUCAAUAAAUAAAUAAUUCACCAUAACGUUCGACAAUGGUGUCCACUGCCCUGCUUCUUUGCUGUUUUCGCCAACAAGAGUCUUCAAUAAAGGUAAAAAAGUGAUGUUAAAUGUUCGUUUGUCCUUUUCAUUCAAUAUUAUAUUCGAUUAUAUUUAUUCAUGAUGAUAUUUUUGGCUAUCUAGAAUGGAUUUUUGGAGCAAAUUCAUAAUGAAACUGAGGUAGCAGCAAAAGUGGUACACAAACAGCGCUCUAAAUGAUGCAGUGCGGUUCGACAUGGCGUUUCAUUGGUCCCACGCUUGACAAGUGAUAAGUGAGUGAUAAGUGAGUUUCUGCAAAGUAUUCAUUAAUUCAUUCAUUCAGUCGCGGGGGUUGCUGGAGCCUAUCCCAGCUGUCUUUGGGCAAGAGAGGCGGGUUACACCCUGGACUGGUGGGCCAGCCAAUCACAGGGCACAUAUAAACAAACAACCAUUCACACUCACAUUCAUACCUAUGGACAAUUUGGAGUGGCUAAUUAACCUAGCAUGUUUUUGGAAUGUGGGAGGAAACCGGAGUACCCGGAGAAAACCCACGCAUGCACGGGGAGAACAUGCAAACUCCACACAGAGAUGGCCGAGGGUGGGGAAAGACAAAAUAAGAAGCCAUAAAGUUACCACUUCCACACAAAAUACGAGGACAAUUCAUUCAUUCAUUCAUUUUCUACCGCUUAUCCUCACGAG
Molecule: messenger RNA, 3593 nt
Organism: Doryrhamphus excisus (bluestripe pipefish)
Lineage: Eukaryota; Metazoa; Chordata; Actinopteri; Syngnathiformes; Syngnathidae
Source: RefSeq, a predicted model, not a curated record